Messenger RNA from Sus scrofa (pig), 2219 nucleotides. It is a transcript of the gene NEK2, whose product is annotated as NIMA related kinase 2. The record is from RefSeq and is a predicted model, not a curated record. Lineage: Eukaryota; Metazoa; Chordata; Mammalia; Artiodactyla; Suidae. Gene Ontology annotation, biological process: protein phosphorylation. Gene Ontology annotation, molecular function: ATP binding; protein kinase activity.
AGACUGCGAGGCCGAGGCCCGCGACGGUUAAACGGGGCUGGAGCCUGGGGCAGCCGGGGCCUGUGGUUUGAGGCCUCCGAGUCGGUGGCCGAAGCUCCGCAACGGCAGUGAGACCUGCAGGCGUCCUGCGCGGGCCCCGCCAUGCCGACUCGGGCGGAGGACUACGAGGUGCUGUACACCAUUGGCACGGGCUCCUACGGCCGCUGCCAGAAGAUCCGGAGGAAGAGCGACGGCAAGAUAUUAGUUUGGAAAGAACUUGACUAUGGCUCCAUGACAGAAGCCGAGAAACAAAUGCUUGUUUCCGAAGUGAACUUGCUUCGUGAGCUGAAACAUCCACACAUUGUCCGAUACUAUGAUAGGAUUAUUGACCGGACCAACACCACCCUGUACAUUGUCAUGGAGUACUGCGAGGGGGGGGACCUGGCGAGCGUGAUCUCAAAGGGAACCAAGGAAAGACAGUACUUAGAUGAAGAGUUUGUUCUUCGAGUGAUGACUCAGUUGACUCUGGCCCUAAAGGAAUGUCACAGACGAAGCGAUGGCGGCCACACUGUGCUGCAUCGGGACCUGAAACCAGCCAACGUUUUCCUGGAUGGCAAGCAGAAUGUUAAGCUUGGAGACUUUGGGCUAGCUAGAAUACUGAACCACGAUACGAGUUUUGCAAAAACAUUUGUUGGCACACCUUAUUACAUGUCUCCUGAACAAAUGAAUCGCAUGUCCUACAAUGAGAAAUCGGAUAUCUGGUCCCUAGGUUGUUUGCUGUAUGAACUGUGCGCACUAAUGCCUCCGUUUACAGCUUUCAACCAGAAAGAACUAGCUGGGAAGAUCAGAGAAGGCAAAUUCAGGCGAAUUCCAUAUCGUUACUCCGAUGAAUUAAAUGACCUUAUUACGAGGAUGUUAAACUUAAAGGAUUACCAUCGACCUUCUGUCGAAGAAAUUCUUGAGAAUCCUUUGAUAGCAGACCUGGUUGCAGAAGAGCAAAGAAAUCCCGAGAGAAGAGGGCGACGGUCAGGGGAACCAGAAAAGCUGCAGGACUCCAGCCCUGUGCUGAGUGAGCUGAAACUGAAGGAAAUACACUUACAGGAGCGGGAGCGAGCUCUCAAAGCCAGGGAAGAAAGCCUGGAGCAGAAGGAGCGAGAGCUUUGUGUUCGUGAGCGGCUGGCAGAGAACAAACUGGCCAGGGCAGAAAGUCUGCUGAAGAAUUACAGUCUGCUGAAGGACCAGAAGUUCCUGUCUCUGGCGGGCGGUCCAGGUUCUGCCUCUCCCAGGAAUGGAAUCUUAAAGCAGUCAAUCUGGCAUGACCUCGUCAGCAGUAGUAAGGUCAUCUGCCUGGUAGACACCUGCUGUCCACUGAAUUAAGAGCGUUUUGAUCUUCCGACCUCGGGAAUGAAGAAGAAGGUUCACUUCAGCGGGGAGAGUAAGGAGAACGUCGCAAGGAGCGAGACUCCUGAGAGUCAGCUCAGCUCCAAAUCCAAGUGCAAAGACCUGAAGAGGAGGCUCCAUGCUGCUCAGCUGCGGGCGCAGGCCCUGGCAGACAUUGAGAAAACGUACCAGCUGAAAAGCAGGCAGAUCCUGGGCAUGCGCUAGCCUGGCCCAGAGACAGCGAGCGGCGAGCCGGGUCUAACACUGCCCGCCCUUCGAGGCUGGCAUUCCCCUGCCGCGGCCUACACGCGUGCUGCCGUGAACCGUGCGUUUUCUGUAGGAAGCCUGAUGUUUCGGGGUCGCUUUUGCUGUUCCUCGGCGGCAGGUGUGCCAGCGUCCACCCCGUGCAUUUGUCUUUCUUUUUCUAAGAAGGCUUUACAGACAGAAUGACUGUCUUGGCCAACUGGGCUUUUCAUCCUCUGUGUGAUUACUUCUGGAACCUUCGAUGUUAUAUUCUAAGUGUUGGGAAUUGGGGGGGAUAGUAGGAAAACAUCUUUACUCAGGAGCAGUGCUUACUGUGAAGUCUGAAGGACUGAGUGGUGUGCUUUACAGCUGUCCUGUCUAGAGUGAAAAUUUAAGUCUGGGUUUUUAAAUGUUCUUGAGCUUAGAGAAAACCUGGUCGGCCACUGAUACGCUGGCAUCUCGCGUGUAAACAUCCCGUUGCUCUGGGGCGUGAAUCUGUGACCUUCUGUGGAAGAGUUCAUCUCUGUGAUGUCUGUGUGCUUUUCCCCUUUUUAUUCUGUGAAUGUCCUGUGCCACCUCUUUCUGACUAAAUAAAAGAAUUCUUUAGUUUUCCUAGU